This is a messenger RNA of Camellia sinensis, 1674 nucleotides long. The record is from RefSeq and is a predicted model, not a curated record. Lineage: Eukaryota; Viridiplantae; Streptophyta; Magnoliopsida; Ericales; Theaceae.
AUGAAGGUUCUUGUUUGGAAUUGUAGGGGAGCUGGUAAUGAUGCCACGUUCAGAACAAUUUGCGAACUUGUUAGGUCUUAUGACCCUGUUAUUUUGGUCCUACUUGAGACUCGUGUUGCCAGCCAAAAAGCGAAACGCAUAAUUCGCCGAACCCGACUUUCAGAUAUGGCAGCUGUUGAAGCUACGGGUUUUGCUGGCGGCAUUUGGUUGUUUUGGCGGGCUGACUUAGUGGAAGUGGAAGUUCUCCCUCCCAAUCCCCAAGCUCUCAGUGUUAUUAUUCGGAGACAGAAUGAAGCAGAUUGGCUCUUCACAGCUUUGUAUGCUAGUCCAAACUUUACUUCUCGUUCGGCAUUAUGGCAUUAUCUGGUGGAUUUUGCUUCUGGUCUUUCCCUUCCUUGGCUUAUUGCGGGCAGCUUCAAUGAAAUAAGUUCCAAUGCUGAGAAGCAAGGAGGUGCACCCUCCACCCAACGACGCCUCUCGCAAUUCAUCCAAGUUAUGGAUGAAUUCCAUUUGACUAACUUGGGGUUUUCGGGACCCAAAUUCACUUGGACUAAUGGCCGCCAUGGCCUAGCUAAUAUAAAAGAACGACUUGAUAAAGCUCUCUGUAAUGACCAGUGGCAUACCCUUUUUCCUGAAGCUUGGGUCCAACAUCUUCCCAGAGUUAAUUCUGACCACUGUCCAAUUCUUAUUUCACUUCUUGGGGUUGUCCCUCACCCUUUGCGGCGUCCGUUUCGAAUGGAGGCUGCGUGGUUAACCCACCCUAUGUUUGAAACCCUUGUGCAGCAAUCAUGGAACUUUAGUGAGAAAGACUUGCCACUUACAAUUGAACAGUUCGUGGUUGCCGUUACUACUUGGAACAGGGAGGUGUUUGGAAAUAUUUUUUGGAAUAAAAAACGCGUGUUAGCAAGACUGCAUGGUAUCCAAAAAGCUUUGAGUUUGGCUUCCAAUCCUUUCCGUGAAGAUCUUGAAUCUCACCUCACCGUUGAGUAUAAUCAGCUAUUGUUGCAAGAGGAAAUGCUUUGGUACCAGAAAUCUAGAUCCAACUGGCUCAUGUUUGGUGACGCCAAUACUCGUUUCUUUCAUACUUCGACCCUUAUUCGACGCAAGCGCAAUAGGAUCAUGGCUUUAAAAAAUGAUGAUGGUACUUGGUGCACAAACCAAAUUGAGCUUCAAGCUAGAGCUGUCCAGCAUUUUCAACAGUUGUUUAAGACUGAAGUUGUGGGUCCUGUUUCUGCUCUACCUCAGUCAUUGCCCUAUUUAACACCGCAAGAGGUGACUGCGCUAGUGCACCCUAUCAGCCUUAUGGAGGUUAAAAAUGCAGUUUUCUCUUUAGGCCCCUUUAAGGCCCCUGGACCGGAUGGGAUUCAACCUUUCUUUUACCAACGUUUCUGGGAUACUUGUGGGCCUGCUCUCACCACCGUUAUUCAGGAUAUGUUCCAGUCCGGGCACAUUCCUGUGGAUUUGAAUAAAACCUUGAUUACACUUAUCCCUAAAAUUGAUCACCCCUCCAGUUUGACCCACUUUCGACCUAUUUCCCUCAGUAAUGUUACUAUGCGGAUUCUCUCCAAAAUUCUGGUGAUUAGAGUGUGGCCCCUUUUAACCAAGUUGAUUAGCCCCUUUCAGGGUAGCUUCAUUCCAGGAAGGCAAGCAACUGAUAAUAUUGUGUUGGUUUAA